AUGGCCCGUCUUUCACCUCUUGGUGCGAAACCGUCCAGUGUUCAGUCUGCCAGUAGUGAAUUAGACGCUUGUGCUCAGUGGAGUAGCGACAGACUCAAAACUGGCAGAGCAGAUAGACUCAAAGAAGUGCUAGUCCCUCAAAGCAAGAACAACUGCCAGAGUUCUAUGAUAAAGUCAUCACAUGGUCAAGUUGAUAUAUCAGAGUUUUCAAAUACAAAACAGAAGCCCAAGAACAAAGUCAACCUUGCAAUCUGUGCUCAAAGAUCGAAUACCCAGAACAGAAAAAGAAAAGUUGAAGAGGACGGCGAUACACCUUGGCAGACAUGA
Penicillium pulvis is the source of this 327-nucleotide messenger RNA. RefSeq lists its product as uncharacterized. The record is from RefSeq and is a predicted model, not a curated record. Bases 1 to 327 code for a protein of 108 amino acids. The transcript has 2 exons. NCBI's taxonomy places the organism in Eukaryota, Fungi, Ascomycota, Eurotiomycetes, Eurotiales, Aspergillaceae.